AUGACAGAAGCAGAAUAAACAUUUUAUGUCUCUCCUAUUGCCAAUCCAAUAGCCAAUAGCAAAUUAUAGAAAGGACUUCUUAGAUUUAUAGCCAGAUGUAAUGAUUCAUUGAUGAUUUAGAAAUAACUAUUAAACAUAUUAAAAGAGGAGUAAAGGAAGUUGGAAAAGCAUUAAGAAAGAAGACCCCUGGAAUUGUAGUCUUUGCUGCUGACAUUAGUCCCGUAGAUGUAUUAUCUCAUUUACCACUUUAAUGUGAAGAAUUAGGAAUUCCUUACAUUUAUGUGAGAAGCAGAUUAGAAUUAGGUAAUAAUAAAUUAUAAUUAUUCAUUUUUAGGAGCUGCUGCAUAAACUAAAAAGCCAACAAGUGUAGUCUUAGUCUAAGUACCAACUAAAGAUGACGUGAAAGGAUUAGAAAAAUAUCAUGAAUUAUUUGACAAAGUUAAGGAAAGCAAUCCUUUCAUUUGAUA
Messenger RNA from Paramecium pentaurelia, 467 nucleotides. Lineage: Eukaryota; Ciliophora; Oligohymenophorea; Peniculida; Parameciidae. The record is from the annotation of a GenBank genome assembly.